AUGGCUUCGCUAAAGAGGCUUCUCAACAAGGAGGACGAGGAGCUCCACUACCCUGACCUGUCGUCCGUGUCCUCCUAUGGCUCCAUCCCCUCGCCGUACCAGGCCGAACAAGAUUACACCGGACACCAGCCACGCCAGACCCAGUUCCAGGGCGGCCCGGACAUGUCUCAAGAAGCAACCGGCUUAGAAAACCCUGCUUCCAUGAAUGAAGACUACAACAGUCUGUUUCCGUAUACCGAUAACAGUCAAUUCGAGCCCAUCAACUUCGGAGACCGGCCCGGCGCGGUGCCUUUUGAUUUCGGACAGGAGCUGCUGAUUUGGGGCCGGAAUACCAUCGCCGCAACCCCGGCAUCCCACGCGUACAGCUCCCCCAAACCGUCCCCUGGGUCAUCGCAAGACUCCCCGCCCCUGACGCAUUCGCCUUGGCUCAUACCCGGCUGCAGUAGUAUCGCCGGCUCGGACACGUCUCUCUCUGCAGGAGAUGAUGAGACCGAGAUGGUUUGCUAUGGAAUGCUCUACAAUGUAGACGUCAAGUUGGUGGGCGACAUGGGCGUCUUCGACACCAAGAUCCGUGAUACCCACCAAAGAGAAUUGACGCAUGCGCCGCCCGGGCAGACGCCCUACCAGCGCUUCAACCUCGCCGAGCACCAGGAUCACGUCGUCCUCAUCUUCAGAGAUGACCCGGAUGUCACCGAGUUCGGAUACCUCCGCUCCGGCCCCGGCACGACCCUCGCGAGGCUCCUAGCCCAAGAAGGCCUCGAGUUCGAGUCCGUCGCCCAGACCGCCGCCCUCCGCGAGACCAUCGGCCGUGCCAAGAAGCCCGUCGAGGCCAUGGUCAAGGUCGACAUUAACAUCUACGGGCCGCGCGGCAGGGCCCACGAGACCGGCAAGACGCUCUCCGAGGGCAAGCUGUACCUGCAGAUGCCGGACCACGCGCGCAGCGGGUUCUCCUACGAGAACCCGCACAUGCUGCGCAUCAAGGAUGCCGAGCACAUGGUCACGGAGGCCGCGAGGGAGGUCAACAGCCGCGCACCCACGGGCCGGCAGCCGCGCGAGGAGAGGUUGCGGGACAUGAUGCUAGAGGUCUACCAAUCGAUACAGAACAAGCGGCAUCUUCGCCGGGAAGACGGCGCCAAGGGCCUCAAGCAUGAGCUGCAGGAACACCAAAAACAGGCGCUUGCAUUUAUGCUCGAAAGGGAAUCAGGCCACAUCGUCGACUCGGCCUACCGCCUCUGGCAACCCGUCGUAGAGGAAGGUCAGGAAUGGUUUCGGCACAAGAUCACAAACAUCAAACAGAAAACCCAGCCGGACGAGAAAGGCGGCGGUAUCCUGGCCGACGAGAUGGGCAUGGGCAAAUCUCUGUCUAUUCUCUCUUUGAUUGUGACUACCCUCCAGAACGGACAGCAAUGGGCCCAGCAGGAAGAACAGAACGACGAAAAGAGCAGGGAGCUAUGCUACUCCGGCUCGACCCUGGUGGUCGUGUCGUCUGCUCUUCUCAUCUAUGAGUGGAAUAACGAGAUCGCAAAACAUGUGGAAGGAAAACUAAAUCAGAUUGAAUACCACGGCCCCAAACGUGAAAAGGACAUUGACAAGAUCAAGAACUCCAACAUAGUUGUGACCACAUACAACACCUUGGCGGCGGAAUACGAGAAAAAGUCGUCACCCCUCCAUAAGAUUGGAUGGUACCGGGUGGUACUCGACGAAGCCCAUGUCAUCCGCCGCCCGGCCACGACAUUCUUCCACGCCUGCAGAGCUCUUCACGCCAACUCCCGCUGGUGUCUCACCGGCACCCCGAUCCAGAACAAGCUGGCCGACAUGGGCGCCCUUUUCGCUUUCAUCCGUGCGAAGCCCUUUGACGAGCCCGCCAUGUUCCGCCGCUACAUCGAGGUGCCCUUCGAGCAGCACGGCGACCCCAAGAAGAUCAAGGACCGCCUCAUCCUGCUCCUCGACUCCCUCUGCCUGCGCCGCACCAAGGAGCUCUUGGAGCUCCCCGGCCUCGAGGAGCGCGUCAAGGAGCUCGAGUUCACGCCGGCCGAGCGCGAGCAGUACGACAAGACCAAGAAGAUCCUCAUGCGUACCAUCAAGCAAAAGGUCGGUGAGGUCGAGAAGAGCUCCAAGUUCGGCCUGUUCCAGGCCAACCUGCAGAUGCGCAUCCUGUGCAACCACGGCACCUACCAGAAGCCCUUCUCGUGGUCCCGCAGGAGCUACCGAAUGAGCCGGCUCGAGGAGCGCGAGGCCGCCGUCUCGGCGCUCGGCCAGAACGCCGAGAUCACCUGCGACGGCUGCCACCAGCCCAUGCCCAUCCUCGGGUCGAGCCAGCUGCGCAACGAGGCCGAAGAGCAGUGCGCCCACGUACUCUGCUCCGAGUGCCUCGACGAGUCCGACAUGUCGGCGCCCGGGUCGCGCACGCGACACUGCCCCGUGUGCGAGAACUGGGUUAGGACGGCGGCGGCGGCGGCGGCGACGGCGAGCUCUCCGCCGGUUAGGGUCGACGGGCCCUCGGCGUCGGGUGGCGAUGUUGCCAUGGCCGACGCGCCCGCCAGGACGUCCGCGAACAAGGACGACGAGCUAUACUUCAACCAGGAGGGGUAUUCCACCAAGAUGGAUGCGCUGAUACGGGAUGUCAAGGAGGACGUCUGGACGACGAAGAGCAUCGUCUUUUCUUGCUGGACGAGGACGCUGCAUCUGGUUGGCAUGCACCUGGAGAGAGCCGGCGUCAGGUUCGCCAUGAUCGACGGCAACUGUCCCCUAUCAGAGAGACAAAAGAUCCUCGAGAGGUUCGCAAAGGAUGAUGACCUGCGGGUGCUCAUCAUGACAACAGGCACCGGGGCCUUUGGCCUCAACCUCACCUGCGCCAACCGCGUCUUCAUCGUCGAGCUGCAGUGGAACCCCAGCGUCGAGAACCAGGCGAUCGCUCGCGCUAUCCGCUUCGGUCAGGACCAAAAGGUCCUCGUCACAAGAUAUGUCACCAAGGCCACUGUCGAAGAGGAAAUGAGGUCGCAGCAAAUCGUCAAGAAGAACCUUGCUGCGAUUGGCUUCGACGAGUAG
Molecule: messenger RNA, 3048 nt
Organism: Colletotrichum graminicola M1.001
Lineage: Eukaryota; Fungi; Ascomycota; Sordariomycetes; Glomerellales; Glomerellaceae
Product: SNF2 family domain-containing protein
Exons: 10
Coding region: 1-3048 (1015 amino acids)
Molecular function (GO): ATP binding; ATP-dependent chromatin remodeler activity
Source: RefSeq, a predicted model, not a curated record